AUGCGGUGUACCUGUAUAUAUUGGGUGGAUAAAAUGUUAAAUAAAUCCUUCUAUCAUUUGGGCGUUUUAAUUGCGAAACAUCCUGGCUAUUUUAUCAUAAUACCAGUGCUGUUGACCAUGCUCUGCAUGACUGGCUACCAACAGCUAAAAUAUCAAAUUGAUCCCGAAUAUUUAUUUUCCCCUAUCAAUGGAGAGGGUAAGGCUGAACGCGCUGUUGUCGAAAACUAUUUCAAAGUCAAUUACACGCAUAGAUUUAAUGUGGGACGCAUAACUAGACCGGGUCGUUUCGGACGUGUCAUUGUUAUACCCAAAGACGGCAACGACAAUAUGUUGCGCCGUGAGACCUUCCAAGAAUUACGACAUCUGGAUGAUCUCAUACAGAAUGCAACGGUCGAAUAUGAAGGUGAAAUAUUCACGUACAAGGAUGCUUGUGCACGCUGGGAGAAUGAAUGCUUUCAGAAUGAUAUAUUGAAUUUAGAUUUCAUAAUGGACGAUAUUGAGUCCGGCGAACUGAAUCUCACUUUUCCAAUUAUGUUUAAUCCGGUCACGUGGGAUGCGCACGCGUUUCCCGUCUUCUUUGGCGGCACAAAAUUGACGGAGGAUAAUAUAAUUAUUAGUGUGCCGGCGAUACAGUUAGUUUAUUUUGUGACUGCGGACACUAAACGGCAAGACGCAAAAGGUGCCGAAUGGGAAGAGACUUUCCUGAAAGUCGUAGGCAAAGCUGAAAAUUCAGGUGCCUUCAAACAUAUAUCAGUCUCAUAUUUCGCCUCGCGCACUUUGGAUCAUGAGUUGGAGAAGAAUACGCGUGCUGUAGUGCCAUAUUUUAGCUCGACAUUUGCAUUAAUGGCGCUAUUUAGCGUCAUCACGUGCAUGAUGGGCGACGCCGUACGCUCCAAACCAUGGCUUGGUUUGAUGGGCAACAUAUCGGCUAUCAUGGCUACUUGUGCGGCCUUCGGUCUGGCCAUGUACUGUGGCAUUGAAUUUAUCGGUAUCAAUUUGGCAGCGCCCUUCUUAAUGAUAGGCAUCGGCAUUGACGACACAUUCGUGAUGUUGGCCGGCUGGCGACGCACACCCGCCAAAAUGCCCGUAGCCGAACGCAUGGGCCACAUGAUGUCUGAAGCCGCCGUCUCCAUAACAAUUACAUCGCUCACCGAUCUAUUCUCAUUUUGGAUUGGCAUCAUUAGUCCGUUCCGUUCGGUGCAGAUUUUCUGCACCUAUUCGGUAUUCGCUGUUGUCUUCACUUUCGUUUGGCACAUCACUUUCUUCGCGGCCUGCAUGGCGAUAUCGGGUUACAGGGAACGACACAACUUGCACGCGAUCUUCGGCUGUAAAGUGCAGGCAAUGUCCGUGGCCAUAAAAGAAAAACGCAACUUCUUGUACAAAGCCAUCAUGGCGGGCGGCAUCAAUCGCGACGAUCCCGACAAUCCAAUCGACAACAAAGAUCACAUGUUUAUGGCAUUCUUCAAAGAUCAUCUGGCCGCUGUGAUUAACAAUAAAUGGUGCAAAAUGCUAAUCAUACUGAUAUUUGCAACCUAUUUAGCGGGCGCUUGUUAUGGACUCACACAGAUUAAAGAGGGCUUGGAGCGUCGUAAGCUAUCAAAAGCUGAUUCCUACUCAGUGGAGUUUUUCGAUCGUGAGGAUGAGUAUUAUCGCGAGUUUCCAUAUCGCAUGCAGGUGAUCAUCACUGGCGAUCUGAACUAUUCCGAUCCCAUUGUGCAAGAUCAAAUCGAGGAGCUUACUCGUACACUUGAGAACACAUCGUAUGUCACGUCAUCACUAUAUACCGAAUCAUGGAUACGUUCGUUCCGUUCGUUUGUCGAUCGCAACAAUGACUAUCUCAAUUUGACCAUCGAUGACGAGCAAUCGUUUAUUGACGCUGUCAAGGAGCAUUGGCUAUUCCCCGGCAAUCCAUUUUCACUCGAUGUCAAAUUCAACGAAGAUGAGACACGCAUUAUCGCUUCACGUUUUCUCAUACAAGCCGUUAAUAUCACCGACACAAAUCACGAGAAGGAAAUGGUGCGUGAUUUGCGCAAGAUUUGUAAAGAUUCACCGCUGAACGCCUCAAUAUUCCAUCCGUACUUCGUGUUCUUCGAUCAAUUUGAGCUUGUGCGUCCGACUUCGAUACAGUCAAUGAUCGUUGGUGCGCUCAUUAUGAUGAUCAUAUCUUUCAUCUUUAUACCCAACAUACUGUGCUCGCUGUGGGUGGCCUUUUCAAUCAUUUCGAUUGAGUUGGGCGUUGCUGGCUAUAUGGCUUUGUGGGAUGUCAAUCUCGAUUCGAUUUCUAUGAUCAAUCUAAUUAUGUGCAUCGGCUUCUCGGUGGACUUUACCGCACACAUUUGCUACACUUACAUGUCGUCGAAGAAACGCAGUCCAAAGGCACGCGUACGCGAAGCGCUACACUCACUCGGCUUGCCAAUCGUGCAGGGCUCCACCUCGACCAUACUUGGCAUUAUAGCGCUAUUGCUAGCGCAGAGCUACAUCUUCCUAGUUUUCUUUAAGAUGGUAUUCCUCGUGAUAUUCUUCGGUGCAAUGCAUGGACUCUUCCUGCUACCCGUGCUGUUGUCACUUUUCGGACCCGGCUCUUGGCAGACUUGGUCUGGCACAGAUAUGGGUGACGAGAAUGAUGAAAUUACCGACGUAGAAAGUCCCAUGAAGCUCUCUAGUAUGGACAAAUUGAACUCAUACUACUUACAACAGCACACACCCUUAGGUCUGCCCAUGCCUUAUAGCACCGGCAAAGGUUUUCUGGGCGCGCCCUACAAAGCUUACGGCGACGAAAAAGAUUUGGGUAUCGGCACAUCUGGCGAAGACUCCUCCGAGUCCAGCUCCAGUCGUUCACAACGCCGUCAAGCGCUCGAAGAUGAACACACGCGCCGUCGCUAUGAAGAGGGUUGGCGUCGUUCAUCCUACCACAAUCUCUAUACCAACUCGCAAUCACAAUUCCAGCCCAGCGCCGACCUUUACGGCCAACAAGUAACCGCACAAGAGUGGCGUGCGCGUCUCGAAGAUGAGCAAGAGCAGCGCAAACGUAGCGUCAUCGGUUUGCGCGCCUACGACAACUUCGCGGCCGACUUUAUGCACAUGCAACGCCGUCAUGCCGCACACGGUGAAGAUGUGAUCGACACGCCGGCCGCGCGCAUAGACGCCGCACCCUACACGCCCACAUCAUCGCUAGACGAACGUUCGCGACGUAAAUACAGACCCGCCAUAAACGCCGCGACGGCUGCCACAAAUGCGCCACAUAGCGCUGGUAGCGGCGAUGACAGUAGCUAUCAUCAGCGUAUGAGCGCGCCAACAGCCACAACGACUACAGCCGUGAAACGUUACCAUCGUCGACGCUCGUCGGAGGAUUCAACACGCCAUUACCAACGUUGGCCGCCAUCCAACAUUGAAGAGCGUUACGCACGUCGUUAUGGCAACAAUAAUGCACGCGACGAUAGCGCGGCUUAUGCGCCCGCGCAUGCCAAUUCCUCCUCAUCAGCCGCCGCCGCCGCCAAUGCUUACCGCCCACACCCGCCAAUGCGCUCCUCGUCGCAUCACAAUUUGUACUAUCCCAACAACGUGCAGCAUCCACCGACAUAUCAAUAUGGCGGCGCUUACUACAAAUGAUCGUAGCGAUAGCGAGAGAGUGAAAGAGAGAAAAAGAGAGAGCGCAAGCGCGUCUGUGUGUACGAAAAAGUGAGCGCAUAAGAGUAGCGCUUGCGUAAGCGCAAUAAAUGUAGCUAGGACGCAAACCUCUUUUGCACUUUAUUGAACUAUGCACCAUGCCAGUAACGAACUGGACAUUUAUUGUAUGAAAAAAAGCUCAUUGUGGUUUUU
Molecule: messenger RNA, 3819 nt
Organism: Bactrocera tryoni
Lineage: Eukaryota; Metazoa; Arthropoda; Insecta; Diptera; Tephritidae
Gene: Ptr
Product: patched domain-containing protein 3
Exons: 9
Coding region: 1-3609 (1202 amino acids)
Cellular component (GO): plasma membrane; cytoplasmic vesicle membrane
Source: RefSeq, a predicted model, not a curated record